This is a messenger RNA of Eimeria acervulina, 2352 nucleotides long. RefSeq lists its product as hypothetical. The coding region runs from base 1 to 2352 and encodes 783 amino acids. Gene Ontology annotation, molecular function: RNA binding; tRNA dihydrouridine synthase activity. The transcript has 10 exons. Lineage: Eukaryota; Apicomplexa; Conoidasida; Eucoccidiorida; Eimeriidae. The record is from RefSeq and is a predicted model, not a curated record.
AUGGCAACGACCCCGCUGCAACCCUCCUUAGAAGGGAGGAAGGAUGGUUCGGCUGGUGCUGCAGCUGGCCUGAUGUCUAUCUACACCACAGCAUCGGCUACCUGUGACGGUCCUGCGCUACCUUCGUUUGUUCGUUUCAACGAAUCCCACCUGCCAUCUGCUUUCCCCCCUGUUUUUCUUGCGGCGCAUGCGGCCUUUUGCCUUAAGGAUGGGGAAGCUCCGCAAGUGCCUGAUUAUCUCGCGGCAUGCAGUUCAGCUCCCUCAAGCAACGGCAACGCGUCAUCAGCGUUGAAACCUUUAGAGUAUUCAUCUGUACACAAAAAUGAUGAGUCUGUCAUUCCCUCCGAGUCAAAUAUUAACCAGAAAAUCACCCCAUGUUCACAUUAUCCGGCAACAAAACCGCUGCAACGCAAGGCGCUGCGCCGCACCGUUGACUUCCUUAGGCAGCAAAACUUUGAUUUCAGCUCCUUGAACAGCAGCAUCCUGAUGGACUAUGGCGUCACUAGGGAGGCUUCUGCAGCUUCCACACCCUCGAGUGGAACAAAUGCAGCUGAAAGCAGAGAAAAAGAAGGCGAACAACGGCAACAACAAGCUGCAGCGAAAGCACCUCUCUCCUUGCCACUAUGUAACAAAGGCGAAUCCGAUGCUCCGGGCGCAGCACAAAAAGACCCAUCAGAACCAUCUUCAUCAAAUUCUGUCGCAACUGAUGCAGCAGCCGGAGCUGCGGAUGCAUCAGUUGCUGCUGCAACGCAGCAAAAUUGCAGCAAGUUUGCACACCACGGUGCUGCGCAGGACCUCGGAAAUCCUCUACUGGAUUCAAGCGAAGACACCAACAGCGGCAUUGCUGAAGCGCCUGCUGCUGUAGCUGCGAGGGAGGUUCUUUCAGAACCUUCCGCUUGUAAGAAGCGGAGGGGCCUGAACACGGCGGCCUUGCGGCACAAGAACUUAGAGCAGGUUACAAACGAGUGCGCAGCGAGCGGUGCUUUCUGCCUUUCGCAAGCAGCCUGCGGUGCAUGCGACGUUGCAAACUGCACCAAAGACCACGACGUUGCAGCCUUCAUGAAGGCAAGGCCUGAGGACUUAAAAGGAGAAUGCAUUUUCUUCUCUCGCUCCGGCCUUUGUCCAUUUGGCUGCUGCUGUCGCUUCGCUGGCUCUCACGUUGAUGCAAAUGGGGUUAAUCUGAACAGGGAAGGGAGGCAGGUUACUUUGUUGGAUUUGCAAAAGUACAAGGAGGAGCAUAAGUCAGAUGAAAUGAAUAUUAUAACAACUCAAUCUGUCUUACCUAUGGCGACAAGACGCAAACGAAGCUGCAAAAGAAACAAACAAGCCGCCGUUACUACCGCCGCAACAGGAAACGAAAACAGCAUGCAAGUGGCAAGCAAUCAUUCAAACCCCUCAGCCUCCUCUUCUUCUCCUCUCACCUCUCUAAACCCUUUGGAGUCUAAACCUCCUAAGGUCGAGACCGAAGCUGGGGAAGGGGGGCCGGCCCAGUCUGAAGCUCCUGCUGCCCCUGCUGCUGCUGCAGCUGCUGCCCCAGCAGGAGCUGCUGCUGCUGUAGCAACAGCACGUGGAGUCGGAGCAGUGGAUAUUUUGCCAGUAGAUGAUUUGAGCCGAGAGGAGAGGAGACGGCGGUUUACACAACAAAUUCGAGGGAAGACAUUUCUGGCCCCCCUAACAACUGUAGGGAAUUUGCCUUUCCGAAGACUGUGCACGCGGCUGGGAGCUGAUGUUACAGUUAGUGAAAUGGCAGUGGCGCAGUCUCUAGUGGAAGCGAAGGCCUCCGAACUUUGCUUGCUGCGAUUCGGGAAGCUGAUCAAUGAAACAAAUAUUCAAUGCGAUUUCGUCGAUCUUAACAUCGCGUGCCCUCUUGACCAACUCCACCGAAAAUUUAAAGCCGGCUCAAUAAUGCUGGAAAAGCCAGCGGCAGUGGAGUCCGUCGUUAAGAGUUUAAUGGACGCCUCGCCGAAUCUUCCCGUUACUUUGAAAGUCAGAACUGCGCACUACGGCAAAAAACACCAACUACACAAUGUAAUCGGCAAGCUUUCGCGUUGCGGUGUCAGUGCCAUAUUUGCUCACGGGCGAACUGCACAGCAACGCUACUCCAAGUCCGCUGAUUGGGAUUAUCUUUCUUCUUGCAAACAGCACAUGCCAGAAGACGUUCUGCUAAUCGGCUGUGGUGACAUCCUCAGCAGUGCAGAAUAUGAAUAUCGGAAGGCUUCUGCUAACAUGGACGCCUUAAUGAUAGGAAGAGGGGCCCUAAUAAAGCCCUGGAUCUUCACAGAAAUAAAAGAAGAGAGAAUUUGGGAUAUCUCUGCACCCGAGAGGUUUGAACUCUUAAGGUGGGUUGUAUAG